AUUACUGUUAUCUCUAUGCUCCGGCUUAGCUCAACCUCAAUCUCUUUGAACGUCAACUGCAAUAUGAACUUUUUGAAACGGGCCCUCAGGCUAGUAAUUCCUGAAGAAUCCCUUGGAAUUAAAAAAACACCAAUAACAGAAAAAUUAUCAGAUUUGGCACAAUCAAAAAUGAGUUCUAGGAAAAUGAACUACCCUUCGGCUGAUAGAAAUAAAAUACAUAUUUUAGAGAUAUUAAAAAAGCAUUUAAAAACUGAUGGUCAAGGUAAAGUAUUAGAACUAGCAUCAGGCACUGGACAGCACUGUUCAUACUUUGGAACACAUUUCCCUAAUUUAGAAUUCCAACCCUCAGAUAUAGAAUCCUCUCUUUUUGACAGCAUAACAGCGUACGCCGAUGAUACUCCUACCAAAAAUAUAAGACACCCUGUCAAACUAGAUGUGUCAGCAAGCAACAUAGAAGAUUGGAAUUUGAAUGAAAUUUUCGAUUAUAUUAUUUGUGUUAAUUUGAUUCAUGUGAGUCCUAUAGAAUGCUCUAUAGGCUUAUUUCGAAAUGGUUCGAAAAUAAUGAAACCUGGUGGUUUAAUAAUAACAUAUGGGGCUUACGCUUAUAAAGGUGUUAUAGAACCCCAAUCAAAUAUUGAUUUCGAUAGGAGUAUAAGAAGUCAACAACCAAAUUGGGGUUUAAGAGAUAUUAUAGACCUGGAAAAAAUUGCACAGGAGUAUGGAAUUGUGCUAAAACAUAAAUACGACAUGCCAUCCAAUAACAAAUGUUUGGUAUGGGAGAAACAAAAUUAAACAGAGCUGAUGCUUGUGAAAAAUAAACUAAAAUGGGA
Messenger RNA from Harmonia axyridis, 830 nucleotides. RefSeq names its product methyltransferase-like 26. NCBI's taxonomy places the organism in Eukaryota, Metazoa, Arthropoda, Insecta, Coleoptera, Coccinellidae. The record is from RefSeq and is a predicted model, not a curated record. Bases 16 to 792 code for a protein of 258 amino acids. The transcript has 2 exons.